AUGGCCUGGAAGAGGGGUCUGUGGCCAGACCCGGGGCUUCUGGUGGAGUCACUGAAGUCCUCCAGCAAGCACGUGGUGUUUGGGGAACGGCUGCGAAGACGACGCAGCCGCCUGUGGGGCAGGAGGCCUGCUCAGGUAGCCUUCCUCCAGGGAGAAAGGAAAGGGCAAGAGAACCUCAAGACAGACCUGGUGCGACGGAUCAAGAUGUUGGAGUAUGCCCUGAAGCAGGAAAGGGCCAAGUAUCACAAGUUGAAGUUCGGGACAGACCUGAACCAGGGGGAGAAGAAGCCAGAACUGGCAGAACAAGUUUCCAAUGGCCCCAUGGAGUCGGUCACCCUGGAGAACAGCCCCCUGGUGUGGAAGGAGGGGCGCCAGCUUCUCCGACAGUACCUGGAGGAGGUGGGCUAUACGGACACCAUCCUGGACAUGCGGUCCAAACGCGUGCGGUCCCUACUAGGUCGCUCGUUGGAGCUCAACGGGGCCGUGGAGCCCAGCGAAGGUGGCUCCAGGGCCACGCCAGGCCCCGGGGGGCUCAGCGGGGGUGAGUCGCUGCUGGUGAAACAGAUCGAAGAGCAGAUCAAAAGGAACGCGGCAGGCAAAGAUGGCCAAGAGCGCCUGAGCGGCUCGGUGCUGGAGCAGAUCCCCUUCCUGCAGAGCUGUGAGGACGAGGACAGUGACGAGGACGACGAGUUGGACAGUGUGCAGCACAAGAAACAGCGGGUGAAGCUGCCCUCCAAGGCCCUGGUGCCUGAAAUGGAGGACGAGGACGAGGAGGAUGACUCUGAAGAUGCCAUCAACGAGUUCGAUUUCUUGGGCUCGGGAGAGGAUGGGGAGGGCUCUCCGGACCCUCGACGAUGUGCCGCAGAGGGGACCCACCACGAGUUGGAAAGCCGGCGGGUCAAACUCCAGGGAAUUUUGGCCGACCUUCGGGAUGUGGAUGGGCUGCCCCCUAAAGUGACGGGUCCCCCUCCUGGCACACCCCAGCCCCGGCCACACGAAGGUUCCUUUGGCUUCUCCUCAGACGUUUUCAUCAUGGACACUAUCGGGGGCGGGGAGGUGAGCCUGGGGGACUUGGCAGAUCUCACCGUCACCAACGACAACGACCUCAGCUGUGAUCUCUCUGACAGCAAAGAUGCCUUUAAGAAGACGUGGAACCCCAAGUUCACCCUGCGCUCACACUACGACGGCGUGCGCUCCCUGGCUUUCCACCACAGCCAGGCCGCCCUGCUCACCGCCUCUGAGGACGGCACGCUCAAGCUCUGGAACCUGCAGAAAGCUGUCACGGCCAAGAAGAACGCCGCGCUGGAUGUGGAGCCGCUGGGUGAAUGGGCGGCUAAGCCGGGCAGCCUGGCUCUCAGCAGGGGUAGGUGCCCUGGAGCUGUCUGGGGUGGGUCCGCUGGCCCUGACCUAGCUUGUUUCCUUCCUCCGCUGGGUCUAGACCCGAGUGUGCUGAGCCACGUGCUGGAGGGCCACGGGGACGCUGUAUGGGGCCUAGCCUUCAGCCCCACCUCCCAGCGCCUGGCCUCCUGCUCUGCUGACGGCACCAUCCGCAUCUGGGACCCGAGCAGCAGCAGCCCAACCUGCCUCUGUACCUUUCUCACAGCCAGCGAUCAUGGGAUCCCCACCUCAGUGGCCUUCACCAGCACCGAGCCCGCCCACAUCGUGGCCUCCUUCCGCUCUGGCGACACCGUCUUGUACGACCUGGAGGCUGGCAGUGCCCUCCUCUCGUUGGAAUCCCGGGGGAACAGUGGCCCAACCCAGAUCAACCAGGUGGUGAGUCACCCAAACCAGCCCCUCACCAUCACCGCCCACGACGACAGAGGCAUCCGCUUCCUGGACAGCCGGACAGGGAAAUCCGUGCACUCUAUGGUUGCCCACCUGGACGCGGUCACCUGCCUAGCCGUGGACCCCAACGGCGUGUUCCUGAUGUCGGGAAAAUUCGGGCCGUCUCUGAAGGCGGCUCUUGCCCCAGGGCCCGGCCCUGUCCGCUCCACCCUCUCUGGCCUCCUCUCCAUGCUCCUGCUCAGGCUGCUGCAGCCGUACCCGCCUCCUGCCCGUCCCCUGGCCACCCCUGCUGUUCCUCCGCAUACCCCCGUGGCCCUUCUGUCAUCACGGUGA
Molecule: messenger RNA, 2118 nt
Organism: Puma concolor (puma)
Lineage: Eukaryota; Metazoa; Chordata; Mammalia; Carnivora; Felidae
Source: RefSeq, a predicted model, not a curated record